CUUGGCUGGCGGGCACUCGGAUGUACGCGGCGGCCAGCUUUACUACCACCAGCCGGCCAAUCCUGACGUCCACCGAGCUGCACGUUACCAAUUUCAGCGAAUGGAUCGACGAGGAAGUACUACACGAGCUUUUCGGUCGGAUAGGCCGGGUGAUGCAAAUUGUAAUGGGCCGGAGCGUGUACGGGUACCGUGAGGCGUAUGUGUCGUUUAGGUCGGCCAUGGACACGGAGGAGGCACACUUGCAGCUCAACGGAUGGGAUAUGGGCGAUGGGUUUGCGCUCCGCGUGCGACAUUCUUACACCGUGCACGGUGGAGCACCAGUUUCGCCGGCCGAGUUCCAGCGCCUGCAGACGAACCGAUUCCUCGGUGGGUACGUGCGCGUGUCCGGCUUGGGGCAGUCGUUCGGAGCGGUGCGGCUGCGCGAACUGUUUGGGACGUAUGGCCUCCUGAGGGAUGUGUCCGUGCUGCGGGAUCAGCACCGAGAGCCGCUCGGUUGGGCGAUAUUGCGCUACCAGAGCGAUAAACAGGCCCUUUUCGUCUCCCGCAUUAUGGACAACAGCGUGGUGGACGAUUCCCGUCUCAAGGUCGUGAAGCUGUCCAACCAACUAUUGCCGUUCACUGACGCUGUUCCGAUCGACUUGAGCACAGCAUUUAUUCCGGCGGUGGCUACCUCAUCGGCUGCUUCAUCCCUCUUCCCAAGAGCCUGGUUGGGUGUGUAAUGUCUUCCACGUGCUUUCGUCCAGUCGCUGUUGGAUUCCAUAUCGCUCAUUCUAAAGCUUCGUUUAUCAGCGAAGCAUGCAUCCUGGCAGAGUGAAGUGGAUCCCACGCUGAAGAAUAGUGAUCGAGUGCAAGUAAA
Anopheles arabiensis is the source of this 856-nucleotide messenger RNA. Its product is annotated as polyadenylate-binding protein 3-like. Bases 21 to 719 code for a protein of 232 amino acids. Gene Ontology annotation, molecular function: RNA binding. The transcript is spliced from 2 exons. Gene Ontology annotation, biological process: mRNA splicing, via spliceosome. Gene Ontology annotation, cellular component: cytoplasm; nucleoplasm; ASAP complex. Lineage: Eukaryota; Metazoa; Arthropoda; Insecta; Diptera; Culicidae. The record is from RefSeq and is a predicted model, not a curated record.